Molecule: messenger RNA, 1078 nt
Organism: Cottoperca gobio
Lineage: Eukaryota; Metazoa; Chordata; Actinopteri; Perciformes; Bovichtidae
Product: androgen-dependent TFPI-regulating protein
Exons: 7
Coding region: 1-678 (225 amino acids)
Cellular component (GO): endomembrane system; membrane
Source: RefSeq, a predicted model, not a curated record
AUGACCCUAACUCUGAGGAGGGUGUACCACAUCGCAGCACUCGGCUGGUAUGCCUUUGUUGUGAAGAGUCUCACGGCUAAGGAUGGAGAGAAGUUACCACCAGGAAUCUUUGUGUAUGGAGGACCUUGGAAGUACCUUACUUUUUUAAAUCUGUUAUUACAAAUGUCAUAUUUUGGACUGGCUGCACUGAAUGAUCUACAAGCUGGGAGGAAGUCAGAGAGCACUCUGAACAGAUGUAAAGACCUUCUCUUCUCUGUCUUUGCUUUCCCUGUGGGCAUGUUUGUCGUUCUACUUUUCUGGACGAUCUUUGCCUAUGACAGAGAAUUAGUCUACCCAGCUUCUAUUGACACCUUCUUCCCCCCCUGGAUAAACCAUGCUAUGCACACAUUUGUCCUUCCUGUUUUACUUGGAGAACUGCUUGUUCAGCCUCACAUCUACCCACGGACCAAACAUGCACUUGGAGCAUUAGGAGGUGUGGGCGUGGCUUACUUAUGUUGGAUUAUAUGGGUGUACCUGUCAAUUGGGAUUUGGGUGUAUCCCCUUCUUGCGCACUUCAGCACUGUCGGUCUGGUGGGCUUCUUCUUUUUUAACAUGUCGGUGGUGGCUUUUCUCUAUGUGCUAGGAGACAAGCUCAACAGCCAUAUCUGGAGUAAAGACAUGACCGGUAGUGGACAGUAAUUAAGUACAUUUACUCAAGUACUGUACUUAAGUACAAUUUUGAGGAAAUCAGGGAACACGCAAGUCUCUGAAGCCUUUAAGAUGAUGGAGAUAGUUUGGAUCUGCAUCCACCAAUCCAACUGAAAGGAUCCUGGCCAAUAAAUGCAAAUCUUCUUCAGUCAGAUCCUUCUGUCAAAGAGAUGAAUGUUAAAUAUUUCAUCUGAAUCAUCAUAAAUAAUUACAGCAUUUAACUUUGGAUAGUUACGUACUUUCUUGUUGUUGGCAAGUGAUUCAGUGAGUUGUAUUUUUUGAGGUUUAAUUCCCUGUAAAAAUAAAAUAAAAUAAUUAUUCCAGAGAAUCAUACCUUAUUUCCUACUUCCUUGCACUGGUCACUUCCUCUAACAGCUGAGGUGCAGUUGUU